Messenger RNA from Oppia nitens, 1347 nucleotides. It is a transcript of the gene Usp30, whose product is annotated as ubiquitin carboxyl-terminal hydrolase 30 homolog. The record is from RefSeq and is a predicted model, not a curated record. Gene Ontology annotation, cellular component: nucleus; cytosol. Gene Ontology annotation, biological process: protein deubiquitination. The transcript is spliced from 5 exons. Gene Ontology annotation, molecular function: cysteine-type deubiquitinase activity; cysteine-type endopeptidase activity. The coding region runs from base 58 to 1347 and encodes 429 amino acids. NCBI's taxonomy places the organism in Eukaryota, Metazoa, Arthropoda, Arachnida, Sarcoptiformes, Oppiidae.
AUUGAUAUUUCAAAUAAUAUACUCUUAUUGAGUGGACUAUCAUUUGGUGUCAUAUCUAUGGUAUAUGUAUUUUAUGGACCAAAUCAGUCACAAAAAGGUAGAUCCAGAGGAAAGAAGAGAAACAAUGGUGUUAACGGUCUCUACAAUUACGGCAAUCAGUGUUUCAUUAAUGCAAUCGUUCAGUCAUUAUCAUCGUCACCAUCGAUGAAGAGUUGGCUUAAUUACACCAAUGGUUUACAAACACAAACUAACAAUAGUCUCACUCAAAGUCUUCUCAAUACAAUCAAAGUGCUUAAUAAUGAAUCGGUUUGCGGACAGUCGUCUCAAUCGACAUACAAUGCUAUGAGUGUUGUAAAUGCAUUGAAGGCACACAAGUGGAGCAUUCCUAAUGAAGAACAGGAUGCCUUCGAGUUGUUUAAUAUCUUGACUACAACUCUGGAAUCCGAGUUGUAUUCAUCACUUCCCGUAUACUCAUUACAAGACGCGCUCUUAGCCGAGGGUCUCCUCAAUGAUGCCUCACCCGAAACCAGUCCUACAAUACACACGCGAGUGUCUCAGUCUAACAUUGAUGUCAAUAAACGUAUUGUAAAGGCAUUGCCAACUAAAGGCAUGUUAUGUUCACAACUUUAUUGCAGAAAAUGUAACCAUAAAUAUCCGCUACAUUUGGAGACAUUUGAUACCAUUUCUCUGGUUUUACCAAAUAAUAUGUUCGGAAUUCCGAUUCAAUUACAUGAAUGUCUUGAAAAGUUUGUCAGUAAUGAAAUCAUACAUGAAGUCAGAUGUGAGUCUUGUAUUAAAGAAAGUCAUCGAUUGGAUCCAAACAGAAAGUCCACAUUUGUUAAGAAAUUAACAUUUGCUAAAAUGCCUCAACUCUUGACUUUUCAUAUUCAACGACUUGUUUGGUUAUCUAAUGGUCAACCUAUGAAACGCAGCGAAAAUAUUAUUUUUCCUGAAUAUCUUGUAAUGGAUUCUUAUGUUUAUAAAUCAAAGACAUCCAGCAUUGAGUUGACUUCAUCGACAACAUUGGGUCUGAUUGGGGGCGCAUCGACACCAGUUAAAAGUGGUCUUUCAAAUCCUCUCUUUGUUUCUCAACCCAUACUUAACGAGUCUGAACGAAGUGGUGGAGACAAUACUACUUUAGUUAAAUAUAAAUAUAAGUUAUCUUCAGUUUUAGUCCAUUUAGGCGGCGCCUCAUCCGGUCAUUUCAUUUGCUAUCGACGGGGAACUAAUUGUGACAAUCAAUCGAAAUGGUAUUAUCUUUCGGACACUACUGUGUUUGAAGUAAACCUUUCUGAAGUACUCAACAGUUCUGCAUAUAUGCUGUUUUAUGAAAGAAUUAAUUCUUAA